CUGUGAUGUUUUUAAAAUGUCAAUGUCAGUAAAAAUCAUAGAAGUCGCAUCGUCCGGCUGUUGUUUGGUGUUAGCGCUAACGCCGCAAUAUAAUAAUAAACAGCGGUGACUGGAAGAUGAGCUAUCCUCAUGCCGAUGGCUAGCCUCAACGUAGCGGAGUGGUCGGCGGAGCAGGUGGCGGACUGGCUGACAGGGCUGGGCCCCACCGUGGCGCGCUACGUGCCGGCGCUGCGCGAGCGCGGGCUGGACGGCGCCAAGCUGCUGACGCUGCGCUGCGACGACCUCGAGUACCUCGGCAUGCACGUCAUCGGCCACCAGGAGCUGCUGCUGGAGGCCGUCGAGCAUCUGCGGAACUUUCAAUAUGAGGUGUCGCGAGAGUGCGUGCAGCAGCUAGCACUACGAGUGUCAGUGGUGGCCACCACCCUGGCACGUGCUCUACGACACCACACGGACGCGCGGCUUGAGACACAGACACUGGCUGAUGUAGCUCGCACCGUGCACGCUGUUAAACCACUUGUGUGCUGGCUCGACAGAUGGCCGGGCGGCGGCGCGGGCGGCGCGUGGCUGGCGGCGCGCAAGACGGCGCUGCUGCAGCACGCGCUGGAGGCCGCCGCCUGCGCGCAGCGCGAGCGCUUCGCCGACCAGCCCGCCCGCGCCGUGGCCGCCGCCGCCGCCGGCACCGCCGCCGCCGCCGACUACAUCAUCCAGGACGUGGCCGACCCCAUGGUGCUGCAGCCCGCCUCGCUCGACACCGUCACGCUGCGCCAGGCCGACAAGCCGCUCGGCUUCGACGUGGUGCCGUCCUUCUGCGGCCACCACCAGCUCGCCGACAUCCGCUUCGGCUCGCCCGCGCACGCGUCGGGCGCCGUGCACAUCGGCGACGAGAUCGUGCAGGUGGGCGCGCAGUGCGUCAUCGGCUGGAGCGGCGCCGCCGUGCUGCGCGCGUGCGGCGCGGCGGGCGCCGAGCUGCUGCUGCGGCUGCGGCGCCGCGCCGCCCGCGCGCCGCCCGCGCGGCCGCCGCCGCCGCCGCCCUACAGCGACGACAGCGAGCCCGACGAGCCGGCGCCGCACCCCGCGCGCCUGUACCCGCCCAAGCCGCGCGCGCUGGUGCAGCGCCGCCACACGCUCGCCGGCGACGCCGAGCUCUACAAGCGGCCCAGCCACACCAUCGAGCAGUUCUGGCAAGAGCUGAAGCAGCAGCGCUGGGGUGCUGAGGGCGGCAGUGCCAGCAUGACUCCGGCGCCUGACGACACCGCGCUCUACGCGAGGGACAAGGCUGUGUCAUGUAGCACAGGCCUCGAGCUGUCGCCCCGGCCGCGUACGUGCCUCGGCGUCGUGACCGACCGUCCCCCCGCUCGGCCCCUGCCGGCGCCCGGCCCCGCUGGCCCCGCGUCCCCGGGGCCCGCGCCUGACCCGCCGGGCCCCGACGAGCCGUCCGCCCCCGACCGCAGCCGCGGCAAGAUGGACAAGAGCCAUUCUACACCCGCGUAUGACUUCGACGCCAGUGUGGACGAACCGGGCCCUCUAGCUGCGCAAGCCAUCCCCGAGUCCCCCACCACCCCCACUGACAGCCCGCUAGCGAUACACUCGGCGUACAAAGCCGAUAGGAUUCUAGAUUUCAAAAAAUCCAGUUGUCAAAUCGGCGAGGCCAUACUGCAACGCGGGCGGCGCAGCAACGCGGACGAGCGAGCCGCCGACGCCGACAGCGGCGCCGACAGCGACGCGCUGGCGCCCGACCCCGACCAGCACUCGCGCCCGCUGCACGCGCUCAACACCGCGCUGCUGCAGCGCCGCCGCUCCGCCGAGCCCGCGCCCGCCGCCCCGCCUGCACCGCACAGAUCGGGUCGGCGGGCACCGUCUCCCCCCCCGCGGCCCGCGCCGCCGCCGCGCCCGACCGCGCUGUCGCCGGGCCCGCAGCACCCGGGGGCGGCGCCGCAGUACCCGGGCACGGCGCCGCAGCACCCGGGGGCAGCGCCGCAGUACCCGGCGCUGCGCGCGGUGCUGCGGGCGGUGCCGCGCGAGGAGCCGCCCGCGUCGCCGCUCAAGCCGCGCCACCCGGUCGACCCCACGCAUAUAUCGAUGCCUCUGCGGCACAUCACGAAGCACGACAUUCGCGUGCUCCCGACGAGCGAGCGGCGCGAGCUGCCCGCGCUCAACAGCCCCAGCGCGUCGCCCCCGCCCCGCGCCCCCGCCCCCGCCCCCGCUCCCGCGCCGGCCCCCGGCGACAUCGUGGUGGGGGCGCAGGCGGCGGCGGAGGCGGGCUGGGCGCGGGGCGCGGCGCUGUCGCCGGGCAGCGCGGUGCGCGGCAUCUUCCCCUCCUCCAAGUCGCGCAGCCUCAAGAAGAAGAGCUCCAUCCUGGCCAAGCGGCGGCUGGUGCCGGCGGCGGCGCUGGCGGCGCGCGGCGCGGGCGGCGCGGUGUGGCAGCGCGUGCGGGCGCGCGCCUCGCCCCGCUGGGCGCGGCGGCACCUGCUGCUGGCGCACAGCGUGCUGUACGCCUACCGCGCGCCCGACUGCAGCAAGGCGGACUGCAUGAUCUACCUGGCGGGCUGCACGGUGGCGGCGGCGCCGGAGGUCAAGUCCCGCGCGCACGCCUUCAAGGUGUACCACACGGGCACCGCCUUCUACUUCGCCUGCGACUCCCGCGACGCGCAGCUCGCCUGGAUCCAGCUCAUCCACCGCGCCACGCUGCUGCCCGAGCUCGCCGCCGACAUGGACGUAUCGAAGCAGUUCUCGGAGACGGACUACUCGGAGACGGAGUCGGACACAGAGAGCCCGCGGGAGCGGGAGCGGGACAAGGACAAGGACAAGGACAAGUCCAAGUUCGGCUCGCUCAAGAAGCUCACGCACCGCAUGCAGCGCAGCGACUCCGGCGACCUGCCGCCGCAUGCCGCCACCAGCCUCGACCGCAAGUACCUGCGCUUCUUCUACCGCAGCAAGCCCAAGGACGACGCCAAGCCCAAGAAUAAGCAAGUGGGAGUUCCCGUGCCCACCGAGCACUACCGCAGCUACCGCCGCGUGGCCGCCUCCCCCGCGCCGGCCCCCGGUCCCGCCCCCGCCAGCCCCCCGGGCUCCCCGCCGGCGCCGCGGCCGGGGGAGGAGGGCUCGGGGCGGGGGCGGCGCCUGCCCAAGCCCAUCAACUACAUCCACGCCUCCAACCCCAACCUGCUCGACUUCGACAAGAGCGACUUCGUCACUAAACCCGCGCUGCACGUGCCCAAGCCUAAACCCAAGACGGAGACGCUGGUGGGGCUGGUGACGCUGGAGCAGUUCAUGCUGCGCAAGCAGGCGGAGGAGCGGCGCCAGCUGUACAGCAACCGCGUGCUGCUGGGCGUCGAGCACCAGGCGCUGCUGCACCGCCUCGACAACAUCGUGCCGGACGUGAUAUACGGCGAGCUGUGCGGCAGCGCGGGUGGCGGCUCGGCUGGCGGCGGCUCGGGCGGCGGCUCGGCCGGCGGCUCGGCCGGCGGCGGCAAGCCCGUGUCCGUGCGCGGCAGGGACGGGUACGAGAAGAUAGUGUACCGGGACGAGAUGGGCGGCACCCCCGCGUGUGGGGCGGGGGCAACGUCGGGUGGGGCGGGCGGGGCGAGUGGGGCGGGUGGGGCGCGCGCGGGGCGGGGCGGCGCGGGGGAGCGGUGGCGGGACUCGCUGCGCAGGAACGAUAAGGUGCACUCUGCCCGCGCGGACGCGGAGGUGAAGCCGCAUCACGCGCACUCCGCGCAUACACGCGACAGUGUCAUCACACGUAGUGGAUUUUCUGUGACAACGUGGAGAGUGAAACACUUAACCCUACGUGUGCCGGCGUGCCUCCGGGUCGCCGCCGUCCCGCCGCCGUCCCACCGCCGUCCCGCCGCCGCCGGUCGCGCAACACUCCCGGCUAAUGUUUCCGCAUCUAGUCGAGCGCCGAACACGACACGACAAACAAACGAAUACUCUAAUUACUAACACUACAAAUAAAACGGCUUGAUGCCUGCAUUGUUA
Helicoverpa zea (corn earworm) is the source of this 3978-nucleotide messenger RNA. RefSeq lists its product as uncharacterized. The transcript has 17 exons. Lineage: Eukaryota; Metazoa; Arthropoda; Insecta; Lepidoptera; Noctuidae. Gene Ontology annotation, molecular function: protein binding. Bases 130 to 3942 code for a protein of 1270 amino acids. The record is from RefSeq and is a predicted model, not a curated record.